Messenger RNA from Staurois parvus, 408 nucleotides. NCBI's taxonomy places the organism in Eukaryota, Metazoa, Chordata, Amphibia, Anura, Ranidae. The record is from the annotation of a GenBank genome assembly.
GUGCGCUGUAUCCCUCGGACACAGCGGAUCACAUGUAAACAGGGAAAGAGCCGAAGAUGUCGGCUCGGUCAUGUGAUCAGCUGUGUCCAAUCACAGCUGAUCACAUGGCACUGAUGAUCAGUGUUCCCUGAUGAUCAGUGUAGCCCCAGCAGUGCCACCUGUCAGUGUCCAUCAGUGCCUUAUGUCAGUGCUCAUCAGUGGCACAUCAGUGCCACAUAUCAGUGCACAUCAAUGCCACAUUUCAGUGCCCAUCUGAGCUGCCUUUCAGUAUCACCCAUCAAAGCCAGUCAGUGCCACCUAUCAAUGCCAGUCAGUGCCACCUAUCAGUGCUGCCAAUCAGUGCCACAUAUCAGUGCCGCCUAUCAGUGCCAGUCAGUGCUGCCUAUCAGUGCCUGUCAGUGCCGCCUA